ACGCCACGUAUCCCAACUUCAGCAUUCGCAAACAAAGGUUCGGUAAUAAACGCACGACAAACGGUAGCGAAAUGGCUUUCAAGUUCGUGGUCCUGGCCUGUGCCCUUGCUGUCGUUAAUUGUUCGUAUAUUCAUAACCCAAUGGGGCAUGGUUACGGUGCAUCAACGACGCAAUACGGCACGCAGGAAGUGCAUUACCCUUCCGGCGGAGGAGGAAGUUCGCAGGGGGCGACAUCCCAGACGGAAAGUAUCCUGAGGGGUCAUGAGAACCUGCAGGGUCAGCUCAGCGCAAGCCAGGAGAAGGCGGUGCAGAUAAGUUCCGGCCAGUACUCGAGUCAAGGAAAGACCGAUGUCCGUGUAACAAAUCCUGGAUCAUAUUCGACGGGCAACUACAACAACGGCCAAGGCUCCCAAGAGCAACAGGUCGUAACGUACACACCAACGCCUGGCUACAACAACCACCCUGGAAACAGAUACGAACACUCGGCAUCCUCGUCCUACCAACAAUCGACGCCUGUUUACGGACAUUCCACCACCGCUUAUGUUCAGCCUACUCCCGUUUACGGCCAGUCAACGGGAGCCGUUUACAGCCAUAAUUCUCUACCUGUUUAUCAUUACGCUACGUCAGAAUAUGCAGGACAAGGAGGGUCCAGCUAUUCGCACGGAGCAGCACCCACCUACUCUCACCCUUCGUCGAACCGUUAUUCGCAGGCCGGAUCGUCUGCGGGUGGUCCAGGUCUCCUUGGAGUAUCAUAUUCCCCAGCGGUCUCCGUUUCGCAUAUGAGCUACACCAGCCCAGUUGGUAUUUCUUAUGCCUGGUAGGCUGAACAUUGAAGUCUUGCACAGUGGAAUUAUACGUAUAAGGAUAUACACUACUUAUAACUAGAUUCAUUAACCAGAGUUUGAUUGAUUCAUCGUUUGUACUCCCAUUCGUAACGGAGUUAAGUGCAGUUAUUGUCAGAUCUGAGGAUAUCAUGUCAGUGCAAUAUUUCGACAAUUAUUGUCGAACGUUAACAUCACGUUGUCUUCGGCUUAUUACGAAUCAGUUGAUCGUAGAAAAUGAUGCGUACACAUAAGUACACCAUGCAUUCCUCGAAUCGAUGGUACAAUAAAGAAAUAAAAUCCGUGAA
Messenger RNA from Neodiprion fabricii, 1129 nucleotides. RefSeq lists its product as uncharacterized. The transcript is spliced from 2 exons. The record is from RefSeq and is a predicted model, not a curated record. The coding region runs from base 72 to 821 and encodes 249 amino acids. Lineage: Eukaryota; Metazoa; Arthropoda; Insecta; Hymenoptera; Diprionidae.